AUAUUACUCUUAAACUCCACCUAGCAGAUUUACAGAUAUUUUAAUAAUAUAAAAAUACACUAUUAAGUUACAAAUUACUGCAAAAAUUUCAAAUUCCAAACCGUUUUUGCUGUUGUUGAUAAACCUUCUCUACAAUGGAUCUUCAAUUAAUGGAUGAUCUUUUCCCAUCCCUUCUGCCAGAGUUAGCUAAUCCUUUAUGGGUAGACCUUAAUGGACCUUACGACGACGAUGCCGAGCUAAUAAACGAAGAAGGAAAAGUAAACCGAUGGGUUGUCCAAACCGCUUGUACCACAUACAAAGAUCCCAUCGGAAAGGUUCCUUUGGAAGAAGAUGUCGAUGAAGAAGAGGAAGAGGAAGAAGAAGACGAAGAAGAGAGCGAAACAAAUAACGAUGAUAUUCAAAUGGACGAUGCCAUGGAAGAACCAUCUAUGGCUUCUGCAGAGGAGGAUAAUGGAAUGGGAGAGUGGGGAAUGUGA
Molecule: messenger RNA, 476 nt
Organism: Dimorphilus gyrociliatus
Lineage: Eukaryota; Metazoa; Annelida; Polychaeta; Dinophilidae
Source: the annotation of a GenBank genome assembly